Messenger RNA from Perca fluviatilis (European perch), 4828 nucleotides. RefSeq names its product phosphatidate phosphatase LPIN2-like. The record is from RefSeq and is a predicted model, not a curated record. Gene Ontology annotation, cellular component: nucleus. Gene Ontology annotation, molecular function: phosphatidate phosphatase activity; transcription coactivator activity. The transcript is spliced from 20 exons. Bases 324 to 3446 code for a protein of 1040 amino acids. Gene Ontology annotation, biological process: fatty acid catabolic process; triglyceride biosynthetic process; positive regulation of transcription by RNA polymerase II. Lineage: Eukaryota; Metazoa; Chordata; Actinopteri; Perciformes; Percidae.
GCUAUAUUUUGCAUCCUAGCACAGAACAGAAAGGACUAAAGCGCUGUCAUCUCGGAUGACCACUGAUCAAGUGGAAAGUCCUAUUUAGCUUAGCAGCUCGACUGUACCAACUUUUGUGUCUCAUCUCGGUUGUCAAAGCUAACAAAAUGUAGCCCUACGUCUCCAGAUAGAUAUGGAGGGGUUAAGUGACCCCAGCCUUAAGAGGCGACCAAGCAUUCUGGGGAAUGCAGAUGAAAGGUUCCUCUGGUGGAAAUGGAGGUAAAGUUUCUUGAGACUUUUCCUGAGUUCCAGUGGUGGAAAAAAAUCUAUUAUAGUGGUGUUGUAUGGCAGAAGGGAGGUCAAGGGGACACAGCCUGGUUGGGAAGGGACAUCUGCAUCCUUCACUCUGGUCCCAAACCAUGAAUAUUGUGGGCCAGUUUGCGGAGACGGUAUUUGUGACGGUGAAGGAGCUGUACGUACGGCCUUUAACCCCGUCACUCACCGGAGGGAUCGAUGUCAUUGUGGUGCGACAGCCUGAUGGAUCGUUCCAGUGUUCCCCCUUCCACGUCCGCUUUGGCAAGCUGGGUGUGCUGCGUUCCAAGGAGAAGAUUGUGGACAUUGAGAUCAAUGGAGAAUCAGUUGACCUGCACAUGAAGCUGGGUGACAAUGGAGAAGCUUUUUUUGUGGAGGAAAAUGAAAACAAGGAGUCCCAGGUCCCAGCCCAUCUGUGCACCUCCCCAAUUCCUCUUGAGGUCCCUGAGGAGAUCGAAGAAACCCCUGAGGGAUCCUCCAUCACCGGAUCUGGCGCCCGCAGGAAGAAACGUCGCCGCAAACGCAUGCGUUCUGAUACUCACCUGAGAGAAGAGGCCAGCUCCUCAUCAGAUGAGAGAGAAAGAGAGAAGGAGUGGGAGAGAGAAAGUGAUCAGGCCGGGCAGGAAAGCCCUGCUAAAGAAGAGUCCGUCACACCAUUGCAACUCAGUAAAUCAGUGUACUACUCGCUAUCUGAGGAGACAAAUGAGAUGCUGGGGGCCACACAGACCAGAGGCACUCAUCCACACUCGGAUGGAGAGCAGUCACCCAUGGAAAGUGUGUUCUACAGCCGGCCAUCAUCUCCUAAGAGCGACUCCGAGCUCCUGGUUAGACCCGUAGAGUCGUCUGGGCCUCAGAUGCAGUGGAACUGGGGAGGUUUUCCCAUGCUGUGUCAAUCUGAAAGGACACCAGUGGAGUUACAACAUAUCUCCCCUUCCAACCGUUCUCAUUUCCGCACCAUUAAGAGACAGGACUCCUUUGACAAGGACUAUGAGCCUGUGAUCAGCUGUGGCAGAGUGGGCAGUGUAACAGUGGUCCGGCCACAGCCCAGGACUCAUUCCCCAGACCUAGGUAGCGACACUAUGCAAACCGACCCAUUAUAUAUGGAGGAAAACUCUUACACUACCCAUUCAACCCCCACUGACCUCUCCAAGUCUUCAGCGGAGACUAAUGUGGACUCAACACAGGCACUUGAAUUCACAUUCAGGGAAGAGGAGAACAGAGAAUCAUCAUCUUCUUCUUCAGCUAAUCUAAUUAACGGUACAGAUUAUCUUGCUAGCAAAGAAAGCACGAUCAGUGUUGUUCAUAAUAGCACUGUGACUGACAGUGUGAGCAAACCAAACAACGCACGAAUAAAACUCAUUAAUGAGAGCAAAGACUGCACAAUCACUGCAACAAGUCCAAGUAGUACAGAGUUAUCAAAUCCACAACCGCAGGGUACCUUAUCGGUGCAAUGUGAACAGGGUUCCACCAGUAGUGCCCCUGUCAGCGAGGGGGACACUGGGAUAGAUCCCUGUGCUGAGGUAGGGGAGGAGGACUGUGGACCUGGAGGGACUGAAGGGUCAGCGGGAGGCUCACUAACCAACAAAACAGAGGGGUUAGCGAACCCUUCUGAGGCAUCCUCCAAAGUAGAGCAACAGGACAAGAAGAAAGGUAAACGUAAUCACCAUCUAGGACCAACAGAUAUUUACUUGGAUGAUCUGACCACGUUGGAACCUGAGGUGGCUGCACUCUACUUCCCCAAGAGUGAGACAGAGGGAGCUUCUCAGCACGGGGCGGAGCAGGGCUCCUGCUCAGGGAGCCAGUCGCCUCAGUCAGUGGGCAGCGGGGCCAUGGACAGCGGUACAGAGUACCUGUCCGAUUCCACCUCCUACAACAUGGACAUCAGCAUGUCCCUCUGCGGACAAGAGGGCGACACCAGCCAAAUCACUAAAGAAAAGUUUAUGGCGCACAUUGUGACCUACCAGGAUUUUGCCAAAAAUCCAGGAAUCAUUGAGGAUCCAAACCUUGUGAUCUGCAUCAACUCCAACUAUUAUAAUUGGGCAGUGGCUGCUCCAAUGGUCUUGUCAAUGACAACGUUCCAGAAAAGCCUUCCAAAGAGUACGAUAGAGCGGCUGGUGAAGGACAAGAUGCCCAAAAAGUCUGGACGCUGGUGGUUCUGGAGGAGAAGAGACAUGGACAAUAAUCAGCAAAAGAACUUAAAGGAGGAGCAAGAGGAGCCGCUGGCAAUAGUUUCUUCCACAGUAAAAGCCACGUUGGAUGACAUCGACAGUGAUGAAGUGGCGGGCCUCGGCCGAAAAGCCAUGAUUCCUUCCAGCCUAUCAACAGAAACCCUCAGCGCCACUCAGUGUAUCACCCAGAUGUACCGCAAAUCACUACGUCUGACCUCUAAUCAGAUAGAGAAGUUAAACCUGCGUGAGGGAGCCAACAAGGUGGUGUUCAGUGUGACCACACAAUACCAAGGCACCUGCCGCUGUGAGGCUGCCAUCUACCUGUGGAAGUGGGACGAUCGAGUCAUCAUAUCAGACAUAGACGGCACCAUCACUAAGUCUGAUGCUCUGGGUCACAUUCUACCUCAGUUUGGAAAAGACUGGACACACAAAGGCAUCGCCAAACUCUACCACAAAAUACACCAAAAUGGCUAUAAGUUCCUGUAUUGUUCAGCACGGGCCAUAGGUAUGGCUGCCAUCACUAAGGACUACCUUCAGUGGGUCAAUGACCAAGGCAUUGUCCUCCCUCAAGGCCCUGUACUGUUGGCCCCAAGCAGCCUCUUUUCAGCACUACACAGAGAGGUUAUUGAGAAGAAGCCGGAGGUGUUUAAAAUUGCCUGUCUCAGUGACAUCAAGGACCUGUUCAACCCACAGAGAGAGCCCUUCUACGCGGCCUUUGGCAACAGGACUAACGAUGCUUAUGCCUACAAGCAGGUUGGGGUGCCUGAUACCAGGUUAUUUACCGUCAACCCAAAAGGAGAACUCAUCCAGGAGAGGAGUAAAGUCAACAAGUCCUCGUACAGCCAACUCAGUGAAUUGGUGGAACAUUUCUUCCCCAUGCUGUCUGUCGGGAGCAGCACAUCCUCUGCUUUGGACUGUCCCGAGUACAGCAGUUUCUCCUAUUGGAAGGAGCCUCUGCCAGAACUGGACCUGGAUGCACUACUGUAGACACACACCCACAUCUACACCACACACACAAGUUUUAUAGCAAGCAUAUAUACUCUCUUUGUUUACUUUUUUUUUUCCCCUGAAAGGCAUAAGACUUCCCAGAAUGCCUGAAUACUGCCUUUGAUAGACCUGCCAACUAUAGUGCCUGUUUACAAGACACUGAAUAAACUGGAACAGAAAGAGGCGACUGUCCCGUCUAAUAAAGAUCGAGCCAAAUUAAAUCAUAAUAUGCAUGGACUCAACAUUUCAAACUUAAGUGUAAAAACAUUAUGCAGUACUUAAUCUCAGUGCACACAAUAUUUAGCUAUUUUAAUGUGUAAAUCCUACAAUGAACAUGACACAACUGGACAAAUAUGCCCUUGGACUGUUUUAGUUUUUUGUUAUUGUGUGUCGUAUCCAGUAUCAUAGUCAUUCCAAAAUAUGGAUUUGAAUUGUAUUAGUAGAACACUGUCGCACAUUUCAGCUCCAAAUACUUACCAAAAACACAUUUGUAUAAAAAUGUAGUUGUAUUAGAUACGUAUUGUAUAUUAGUGAUGCCUAAAUUCUGCACAUACAUAAAACUAUUGCCUGUUUUCUGUGACUGACCUGGAAAUUGUCAGGUCACUGCUCUGAGCUCAUGCUCUGAGUUCAAAUAGACCCAAGUACACACAGCUACAAAACAAACCUGUUAUCCUUCAUUCAGUUGAGAUUGUAUCUAGUGGAGGGAGGGUUUCUAUAGCUCCAUGUACCAAGCAACCAAAUAUGGUGUGAGAAUGUGUUUAAAAAGCUUUGGAUUAUUUAAAGUCUGUUUGACCCUAAUAAGUACGAGAUAACUGGGUUUCGCCCUGAGCAAUGUUGAGCUAUAUUCUGUUUUUGUCAAGCAGCAAUGUUUUCUGUUUACAUUUGACUCACCUGAGUCCUAAGUAAUCAGAGCUUUGAAUGGGAAGCUAGCUAUAAGGUGCGGUAACUGCUAAAUCAAAGCCUGCAGAUGAAUAUGGAGUAUGAGUUGGUUGUAAGGGACAAUAGCAGUAUUUUUUCUUAAUACCUGAGGACUGCAAUACACGAUCUGAGCAGAUGAUCAUUGUGAAACUACAACAUACCUUCCUUUCAGGUACCGUAAUACCAAGUUUAGAAGUGUUUGUACACUACAUAAAUGCGGAGGUGGGCCAGGCAGACAUCACUUUUUAUUUUUAUUUAGUGUAAACAGACCUUGGAGGGGAACAGUAGUGGUUUAGCCUGGCGCCGUGCCUUUGUACUAUAAUGACUGUUAUAUUUAUUGUUUUUUGCAUAUCUUAUCAUCCAAAUAUGUGGAAAUGCAUUGGAGCUGAGGAUUUUGCUGUUACUUUUUAAACCAAUUGUAUAGAAAUAUAUAAAUUUAAAAUAAAGCACCACCUGUUAUCUUU